AUGUUCUGUCAAGCCCAUGAUUGUUGCAAUCUCGAUAAAUUGUUGAAGAAAACGCAUAAGGUCUUUACCUCCAUGUUCUCCAGAAAAUUAGUUGCGUUUCUCGUUGUUGGAGAGCUGCUGGAUUGCCAGCGACAUGAUUCAGAAGUUGUUGAUUUGCGUUUAUUUGAUUAUCAAUAUGGUUAUCUAUUGCUAUUGGUAGGCUGUGGUGAAGUUGAACUAAACGAAACAGAAUCAAUAGAUCCAAGAGAUCCGCAGAGUUCCGAAGAUGAUUUUCCAGUUGAAGGGGCAGAGGUUGGACGUUGUAUUGGACUAGCUGGUCUAGAUUCUUCUCGUACACGUCCAACUUUGUGA
Molecule: messenger RNA, 351 nt
Organism: Strongylus vulgaris
Lineage: Eukaryota; Metazoa; Nematoda; Chromadorea; Rhabditida; Strongylidae
Source: the annotation of a GenBank genome assembly